Messenger RNA from Carassius auratus (goldfish), 893 nucleotides. RefSeq lists its product as uncharacterized. Bases 249 to 893 code for a protein of 214 amino acids. The transcript is spliced from 2 exons. NCBI's taxonomy places the organism in Eukaryota, Metazoa, Chordata, Actinopteri, Cypriniformes, Cyprinidae. The record is from RefSeq and is a predicted model, not a curated record.
CAGUGAAUAUUAGUUUUGUAUUACAAAUAUCAAAAUGAUUCUUAUAAAAUCUGAGAACAGAUUGUUUUGUAAGACAUACACAUAAAACUUAACUUGCAGUUUAUGCUUCUCAACAAAAAGAAAUAUGUAUAUAUGUAUUUGUUAUUUUUUUCCCCACUUAACCGUCCUCGUAAUGUUGCACAUUUUGAUUUUUGAUUUUGUUUUGCUUGUAUUUUUUUCAGGCUUUGGAUAGUGUUGGUCUGCCAGGCAUGGACAGAGUCGACAGCCUAGCAGAGUAUCUGGUGGAGCUUAGGGACCAGCCCUCUCUCGUCCUCACCAACCAGCAGGUGAGCAAUAUAGUUGCUCUUUGGCAGAACCUGCUUGAUUUUGAUAAGCAAAGGGUGGUGUUUGCUGCCAGACACCAGAGCAGGCUGGACACAGGGAGGUUCAGGUCCCCCAAAAAGAGGCAGGAGUUCACUCCAGGGGUGGAAAGUGUGAAGAGGCACGCACUCACCACCACAGCACCACUUGCCCAGUGGCCAGAUUGUUGUCGCCUGAUAGAGACCAUUUUUGUUAAGCUCUGUGCCAUCCAUAAAAGCCCAAAAAAGAAGGGGACAAGCACAGUGUCCAGGUGGGUCCUCAUCUUGGAGGACUACAAGAAAAUCAGGCAGCGCAUUCUGGCCAAUGCUGCUGUUAUGCAGCAGACCACCCUGCAGCUGGUGGAUGUAAGCCACACAACACUGGUUCAGUGGCACAAUAAAAGAGUGAAAAGGCAGGACAGUGCAGUAUUAAUGCAAGGGCUGCAACUGCCUAGCCGCUUGUCUGUGGCGGCUGACCUCUGCUACCUGCCAAUGUGCGUCCCCCGUCUGCACCCCCCCAACCAGGCCCAGCUCACCAAUACCACCUGCCAGUAG